GCCGUGAAAGUCUCAAAUCUUACAGGAUGACAAUAGUUUAUUUCAUAUCUAACAGAAAUAUAUUGUCUUAAUAGUACACAACAGAAUUCCAAAUGAGCUCAAUCAUACUGAACUAACGUUUUUGAGGGUGGGAACGUGUUUGUGAACCAUCCUGUGAUUCACGACCGCAAUAUAAGGCCAACUUGUGAAUGGAGGCGCCCCAGUAGCCGGCAAGUGUCACGAGCAAGUAGCACAGGGACACGUCUUUAUUUCUAUCCAGCCCAGCCUCACGAAGCAAGACGCUGUAUAACACAGGUCACCAUGUCAGAGCCAGUUGCUGUCAUCACCUCACAGAACACAACAUUGGUAAUUGGAAUGGCUGCGGUACUGCUGACUGUUGCUGUCGCUUGGUGGCACCAGAGGAUACAAGGAAGGAAAAAAAUCCCUACCAAAUGGCGGCAAGUUGGUGAGGUCAGUGAGAUGACCAUCUACCCGCUGAAAUCUGGUAGGGGAGUUGAUUUGAAAGAGGCGUUCUGCACUGACCUUGGAUUGCGAACAAUUGGGGAUGAGACCACGCAGCUCCUGGACAGAACAUUUCUGGUGUUUGGUUCUGAUGACCGGACAUAUAUGACUGCAGCAAGAUUCCCCAAGAUGUUGCUCAUCACAAUUACCGCUGGAUCUGACGGAAUUGUCACAUUCCGGGCCCCGGAUAUGCCACCACUGCCAUAUAGGAUUCCAGACAGCAAUGAGGACUUGACAACAUCCACUUGCAUAGUUUGGUGGAGUGAGGAGGUGCAAACGCUGGAUUGUGGAGAGGAGGCAGCAACUUGGUUCUCAAAGUAUAUACUAGGAAAAGACACAGGAGCAAGACUUGGCUACUAUGCGCAAGAGAAUCCUACUUUUAGGCGUGAUAUCUCGAAGGUGAAAUUGACUGCUUUCCAGCAGCACUAUAAGAAGUUGCGUGACCACGAUGUGGGAGCGUAUACAUACUUGUCAGGCUUCAUGCUUUUGAGUGAGUCCACCAUGGAUGAUCUAAGGUCAAGAUUACCUGAACGGUUGAGAGAUCUAAGCCAUAAGCGCUUCCGGGGCAAUUUCAUUGCCCGAGGCACCAUUCCUUAUGAGGAGGACAAGUGGGACUGGGUCAAGGUGGGCGAGCAAGCCAUCUUCAGGACUGUCAAACCCUGUACAAGGUGCAUUAUCAUAAAUGUGGAUCCUGAAAUGGCAGUGAGGGACCCUGAGUUUGAGCCACUACGCACGCUGAGAUCCUAUCGCCUGGUUAAAACUCCUGGAGCAAGAGACGUGGAAGGAGUAGACCCUAUAAUGGGAGUAUACCUGGGUCUUCACUUUCCUGGUGUGGUGAAAGAAGGAGAUCCAAUUUAUGUUGGAUGUGAAUAACAGGGUAGGGAUGUGACAUACAAAGAGAAAAUGUGUAGCUGCAUGUUCCAGAUAAAUGUUGCACAAUCACUGUCAACUUUAUUUACUUCUAGGAAAUUAUUUUCAUGCAGUGAGAGAAUCAUAGGUUUCUGUAAAAGUAAUUAUAAAAUUAAUUGUAACAGAUAAAAUGAAUAAUCCUUCACACAGAAAUUGCAUAACAGCGUCUCCAUAAAUGGACGUCUCCAUCACAGUACAAAAUAAUAAUUAACAAAAUCACUUCAUUCAUUCUUCAUCUUACAAAUAAGAUGCUGGAAUAUGGAUAUAAUAAGUCAACAGCUCUCCACUGUUUGACCUCUGUCUUAACAAUAUAAAUAUAAUUAAAUAUUUUACUUGUUUUCUCUGUAGUAAAAUUUAUUAGCAACGAAUAUGUAAAAUACAGACUGUACUUGAAAUAUAAGUUCAUAUGUACUUCAUUAUUUAAACAUUUUGGGGAUUAAUGCUCUUAUUUUCAAAUUUGUAUUGAAUCAUGCUGAAUUAUCUCUCCGUUCAAUAAAGUGGAAUAAUCUAUGGAGAUGCUGAGACUAUGGCACCAGCAUCUUGAAAGCAAUUUCUUCUAGGCAGCUCAUACCUCAGCAUUUGCUAGGCAAUUACAUUUUAUGGACCACUUCACAAGUUAAGUUUGUGUUGACGGGAGAUGAACCAGAAUAGUAGCUCCCUGUGAUUAUAAAUAAAAUAAUAACAUGAAAGAGUGCAAGUGAAUCACAAACAAUUGAAUUAUCUGUCAAGUGUGUGUAAAUUUAAUUUAAAUUUAAAUAAAAUUUAAACCCAAGCUCCAAUAUGAAAAGAACAUCAAGGGAAUCUAGUACUGAACACAAGGUACCGUUUAUGAUAUGUCAUCAGAAUAUUAGAUCAUUGAAUGGUAAAAUGGAUGAGUUACUGGCAUAUUGGUUAAAUGAAUCCCCGCACAUCUUAUGUCUUACUGAGCAUCAUCUGCGCAAGCAAGAAAUUAGUAAACUAUGUAGUAGUCCUUAUUCCUUAGCAGCCAGUUAUUGUAGAAGCAAAUAUAAGCACGGAGGAGUAUGUAUAUACGUACACUCUUCACUAUCAUUUGUAAGCAUUGAUUUAGAAAAAUAUUGUAAAGAACAGGAUCUUGAGGUAUGUGCUAUUAAGUUACGUCUAGCGUCGGUUACAUACUGUAUAAUAUCAAUAUAUAGAUCCCCAGUUGGCAAACUUCCUUAUUUCAUAAGUACUUUAGACCUUGUACUAAAUAAGCUUUACUCCAUUUCUACUAAUAUAAUCCUUUGUGGCGAUGUUAACAUAAAUUACCUUUGUGAGAGUAAUAAUAGAACUCAGCUUGACUCUCUUUUGGCUUCAUACAAUCUGUUUAAUAUAGUUAAUUUCCCCACAAGGAUUGAUAAUAAGUCUUCUACUGCUAUUGAUGGUAUAUUCAUUGAUAAAUAUAAAUUUUUUAACUAUGUUAUCAUGCCAGGAGUAAAUGGCCUAUCUGACCACGAUGCACAAGUACUGGUAUUAAAUAACUCAAAAGUCCACAAUUCUAAAUUUUGUAGGUAUAAUAAGCGACAGAUAAAUAAAACUAAUAUUGAGAAUUUUAAACUUAAUUUAAGUUUUGAAACCUGGGAAGAAAUUUUUUCAAAUGAAGAUGUAGAUAAAAUAUUUAAUGCUUUUCUUAACAUUUAUUUGAGAAAUUUUAAUAAUUGUUUUCCUAUCAAAAAAUUAUUUAGUAAAUACAAUAAUAAGGCAUGGUUAACAGCUGGUAUUAGAAUUUCAUGCCAACAUAAAAGAAAUCUUUAUAUCUUAAGCAGGAACUCAAAUAAUCCUAUACUUUAUGCCUACUAUAAAAAAUAUUGUGGAAUACUGAGGGAAGUUAUAAAAACUGCAAAAAAAAUGCAUUAUAAUAGACUGAUUGCCAAAUCUAAUAAUAAAACUAAGACUAUGUGGAGUAUGGUAAAUAAUGUAACUGGCAAAUGUAAAAAUAUUCGUGAUCCCCCACCACUAAUUGUAGAGGGAAUGGAAUGUAAAGAUAGUCAAAGUAUAGCAACAGCUUUCAAUUUAUACUUUGAUGCUACAACAAUUAAGAAGCUAAAUAAUGUUAGUAUUAACUUGGAUCCAAUAUCAAGCAAUGAUAAUUUUCGUCAUUAUUUAUCCUCAUUGCCUUUAGGACCCAGUAAUAAUAUUUUAUAUGAACCUGUAACUUACAAAGAAUUAAGUGAUAUUAUUAAAUCCCUUAAAAAUAAAAGUUCCUAUGGCUAUGAUGAAAUAUCGACGAAGAUAAUAAAAUUAAGUAUGUUAUAUAUUAUGUCCCCUCUUAUUUACAUAUGUAAUAGGUCCUUGGCCACAGGUACAUUUCCCUCAAGGUUAAAAUACUCACAAAUACAUCCGGUACACAAGAAAGGUGAUGCGUCUGAAGUAUCUAAUUAUAGACCAAUUUCUGUGCUUACAUCCUUUUCUAAAAUAUUUGAAAAGGUUAUAUAUAAUAGAGUGUAUGCUCAUGUAGUACUUAAUAAUAUAUUGCCUGCUGAGCAACAUGGAUUUAGGAAACAUCUAUCUACGGAUACUGCUAUUCUUAGUUUACUUAAUAAUAUUAUGCAGGCACUUAAUGACAGAAAACUGGUCGGUGGUAUUUUCUGUGACUUAACAAAGGCCUUUGAUAGUGUGAACCAUGAUAUUUUACUUGAGAAAAUGGAUUUCUAUGGUAUAAGAGGUAUAUUUCAUAAAUUGCUUACCUCAUAUUUAAGUGAUAGAUACCAACGAGUAGUAAUUAAGGAUAAACAAGCUAUACAAUAUUUUUCUGAGUGG
Messenger RNA from Cryptotermes secundus, 4170 nucleotides. Its product is annotated as mitochondrial amidoxime-reducing component 1-like. The record is from RefSeq and is a predicted model, not a curated record. NCBI's taxonomy places the organism in Eukaryota, Metazoa, Arthropoda, Insecta, Blattodea, Kalotermitidae. Gene Ontology annotation, molecular function: catalytic activity; molybdenum ion binding; pyridoxal phosphate binding. The transcript has 7 exons. Bases 301 to 1374 code for a protein of 357 amino acids.